UAUAAUUUCCAUUCUGACCAGGAACAUUGUUUGUCUUUCAGGUAUUUCCUGGAAAGGUCACACAGUGCUAAGAUGACGCUCACCAAACCUUAUGAGCUCUGCCCAGAAGAGGAGGCUGAGGACGGAGAGUUGACAGAUGAACAGGACAGCAGUCCGCAGCCCGAGGACAGCGUCCCUGGCUACAGCCAAUCACCUUCCUCCUCCUCACAGAACGGUCAGCCACGCAACAGUGGUGGCGGAGGAGGCGGUGGUGGUAGUAGUAGUGGCGGCAGCGGUGGUGGCAGUGGGCAGGUCCAGAACAAUCAGGUGAGCAUGCCAGCUACUCACCAGCCAGUCCAGCCAACCAAUCAGAUCAACAACCAGUUGAACCAGGCGGAGCCCAAAUCACGCCUCGAGCUGCUCCAGCCGCAGAACUCUCCACCUCUGGAUACAGACACCUGUGAAGAGGAGAGCAGCAACAAGGGAACUAACUCUGACUGA
Molecule: messenger RNA, 480 nt
Organism: Liolophura sinensis
Lineage: Eukaryota; Metazoa; Mollusca; Polyplacophora; Chitonida; Chitonidae
Product: homeotic protein ultrabithorax-like
Exons: 2
Coding region: 73-480 (135 amino acids)
Source: RefSeq, a predicted model, not a curated record